This is a messenger RNA of Anopheles arabiensis, 2302 nucleotides long. It is a transcript of the gene Ugalt, whose product is annotated as UDP-N-acetylglucosamine transporter. The record is from RefSeq and is a predicted model, not a curated record. Gene Ontology annotation, cellular component: Golgi membrane. NCBI's taxonomy places the organism in Eukaryota, Metazoa, Arthropoda, Insecta, Diptera, Culicidae. Bases 315 to 1394 code for a protein of 359 amino acids. The transcript has 2 exons. Gene Ontology annotation, biological process: pyrimidine nucleotide-sugar transmembrane transport. Gene Ontology annotation, molecular function: UDP-galactose transmembrane transporter activity.
UUUUGUUUUUUGAAUCGUGUCGUGGUGGUUUUUGGUGGGUUUACCGAGGGCAAUGGUGAGGAGGCAGAGGGCAGUAGAAGCGGCGUAGGAAAACAACACCGCGUACACAGAUGCACAGCCCAAGUCGGCCGCAAGUGUCAACGUAAUCAAAUUUUUGACAACUCUCGACCGCUAUUUUCGGGGCCCGCAGAACCGCCAGCAGUGUUUCCCGUUUUUCGUGUUUGAAUGUGUCCACGUCCCAGUGCCAGCAGCUUGGUUCGGUUUGUAUCCGCUGGUAGUGUCUCCCAGCCCCGUCCGCUUAACGAGCAAACAAGAUGAAGGUGACCGCAGCGCACGGUAACAACCUGAAGUACCUCAGCCUGGUCACGCUCACGCUGCAAAAUGCCAUCCUCGGGCUGAGCAUGCGGUACGGGCGGACGCGCCCGGGCGACCUGUUCCUCAGCUCGACCGCGGUCGUGAUGGCGGAGUUGGUGAAGCUCGCCACCAGCCUGGUGCUGGUGUACCUCGAGGAGGGCAAGCACUUCGGCCGGCUGCGGGCGGCCCUGCACCAGACGAUCGUGAAGCAGCCGCUCGACACGCUCAAGAUCUGCGUCCCGUCGAUGCUGUACAUCAUCCAGAACAAUCUGCUGUACGUGUCCGCGUCCCAUCUCGAUGCCGCCACGUACCAGGUCACCUAUCAGCUCAAGAUUCUCACGACGGCAGUGUUCGCGGUGCUGAUACUGCGCCGCCGCCUGCUGCCGACCCAGUGGGCCGCCCUCGUCCUGCUCGUCGUCGGCGUCGCGAGCGUCCAGCUGGCGCAGACGGGCGAGGACAGUGGGACGGCCGCGACCCGCCAGCAGUCGAUGCCGGCGGGCGACGGCCCCGAGCAGAACCGGCUGCUCGGGUUCAGUGCCGCGCUCGGCGCCUGCUUCCUGUCCGGCCUGGCCGGCAUCUACUUCGAGAAGAUGCUCAAGGGCGCGGACAUUUCCAUCUGGAUGCGCAACAUCCAGCUCAGCCUGCUGUCGCUGCCGUUCGGGCUGCUGACCUGCGCGGUGAACGACGGCGCCCAGCUGGCCGCCCGCGGCUUCUUCUUCGGCUACGACGCGUUCGUGGUGUACCUGGUGGUGCUGCAGGCGGUCGGCGGCCUGAUCGUGGCCGUCGUCGUCAAGUACGCGGACAACAUCCUGAAGGGGUUCGCCACCUCGCUCGCGAUCAUCAUCUCAUGCGUCGCGUCGAUCUACCUGUUCGACUUUAGCCUCUCGCUGCAGUUCACCGUCGGUGCCGGGCUGGUGAUUGGGUCGAUCUUCCUGUACGGCUACGAUCCGGCCGCGGCCAAGGGCGCGAAGCCGGGCGUGCGCCCGUCCGCCAAAGUGCUCGCCGAGGCGGAGGAGCGCCUGCUGGCGGAAAAGGUCUGAGCUGGGAGCAAAGGGAAACUCCCGGGAAAGCGUGCUCGAAUCGGUUCGGCAACGAAUAGGACUGGAUAUACUGUUUAGUUUACUGUGUUAAGCAUCUCGCGCGCCUGUCCGUCUAAGCUUUGGGAAUAGUUCUAUUUGGCCCCACGUUUUCUUACCCCUUUUUGCUCUGGCUGCGAGAGUGAAAGGUACACAUAUCGAUUUGAUCGGCCAAGCGCGCGUAGCAGAGGUUUCAGCACACGCCAACAGUGUCCCGGGCUUGGACCCAGGCCCAGAUCGCGCAUGUAGGCAAUAACGAAACACGCAUAUAUUAUUCUAAUAGGACAGUAAGCGAAUCAACUUGACUGGAGGAGUCUGUGUGGGGACGGAUGCGUCACGGUGUUUGUUACUUAGUGCGCGCAGGCGAAACGCGCCGUAGCGUUUAAGGUUUAAGUCCUGUAUAAGGACGAUGCGCACACUUUUAGUGAGUAUUAUAGUCGGUACUAGGUGAGCUGCUGCCUUCUGUACGAUAGCGUAAUGUGUACGAUUUUUUUUAAAGUAAGGAAACCUUCUCACUUUCGUUUCGUUUAGCGAGUUAGCAGGUUCAAGGCUGUAGUCGAGCGAGCUCUUACUUGCUUUAUUUCGUUACAUUUACUUCACCGUAAUGUCUACUACCGUAUUCACAGCGAGAGAGAGAGAGAGAAAUAGAGGGCAAAUUUUAAUUAGCAAAUAGAACAUGAAAAGCUACACAGCUCGAAGCAUCACGUGCGACCGGCCAGGAAGUUGUGGACGAUGAUGUGAUCCUUCGGUGGGGUUCGAAAAAGCGUAACAAGAUUUGAUACAUAAGAAUAAGCGAAGAAUAUAUAAAUAAAGUGCAUGAAAAGUGCAAACAAAAAGAGGAUUUGAUGGAGCGACAAUAUUUGUGCAAACAA